Molecule: messenger RNA, 1942 nt
Organism: Nematostella vectensis (starlet sea anemone)
Lineage: Eukaryota; Metazoa; Cnidaria; Anthozoa; Actiniaria; Edwardsiidae
Exons: 9
Coding region: 283-876 (197 amino acids)
Source: RefSeq, a predicted model, not a curated record
UUUGGCGGCGAGUGUCUAGAACCUGAGAUCUGGUCGAUUUUGGUUCUUGGCGACCAUAUCAAAAUUAUCAGAUUAUCUCGGCAUAAAUGCACCCGAUAAAAUGGUAGGAGCCAAUUUCUUCAUUUCUCAGUGAUAAUAGCGAAUUCACCUAGACGAGGCUCACCACAGACUCAAUCUCCCUCCCCGCCCGCGGAGUAUACAGGGUUCCAAAAAGCGUUCACUCCUUAUGUGCAAUCAAAUUACCCCAAGCAUUUCAUCAGCCCACCACCAAGAUACUCUGACAUGUUCCCCUUCGCAUCGCCUUUGAGCACAGGAUCGUCAAGUUCCUCAGAAUCCCUGGACAGUAAUAGCAACUACAUGUCUAUGGGUGACGACCUAGACCACAUCACCCCCACCCUACCCCCGGUAAUGCCAAAUGGACAUUUCGAGGAGACCAUAGCAGAGGAAGAAGCGAAUGAACGGUUAUUUUACGAUCUGUAUGGCACUCUAAGUAGCCUGGGGUACCCGCUGAUACAAGGAAACGCAGGCGACUACGGACAAGAACAAACGCUCACUGAACUCACAAACAUGCCUUUACACGGAGAGGGAUUGGGCACUAGCGGAGGUGACAUAGGUGUUAUGUCGCCGUUUGAAAUGGCAGCUAUGGACGUGAAGAACAGCGUUUGUAGCGGUUUUCAGGCCGGACUACUGCGAAUGCUGCAGUCAGAGACAAACACAAACAACAAAGGACUUGAUCUGAUGCCACUCUCACAAGUCCACACCAAACCAGAAAAAAGCUUCAUAAACACCGGUUUCCCCACGUAUGGCCAGACUACACCGAAGAUCUUGGUGUUCUCAGAUCCCUACAUCCAGUUCUCAUUCAGGAAGCCAGGUUGAUAUUGCGGAGCUCGCCAGACUUAUGGCAGAAACCAAGAGCCAAGUGGAUCCACCAGACUGCAGUCUGCUUGUCCGUCUCUUCUACGAUGAAAAAGAGGUCACAAACUUUGGUCUUGGAAAGAGCGACUUUAACUGGCGGAUGUGUUACGGAAAACCGGUCAAACCGGAUCCAGACUGGAACCUAAGCCUGUACAGCCAGAUUUACGGGCCACCAAGCGCCAAGUUGAUUGAGUUCCCGCAAAAGACGUGCUCAAAGGAGACGGAGAUGGUUCUGAUGAACUUCAACCGCGGACUUGUUCUUGAGAUGAUGCCAGAGGGAAACUUGUGGGUCAAAAGACUUAGCAUUUCAAAGGUGUAUUAUGUUGGCUCAUCCAAGCAGCCAGAGAAGUUACUUCGCGAGAACAGCACCAAAGUGUUCGACUUUGAAGACUUCCAAAGGAGGCUCCGCAGCAGUAAGAAUGGUAAAUGCGCACCACCAAGCUAUGACGUCACCUUCACACUCGGUCAGCCGAAUGGGGGACUGGUGUGUAUUGUGGUCACGCAUGCGCUUGCGAAGCAAAUGAUGUUGGAACAGCAAUCAGGCGAGCAAUUCAUUUCGGAUCCAAACAAUAACGAUAAACUCGCUAGUGACAUGCAGAGUCAGCUGAGAUAGAUAAAGAGUCUUGUUACUAAAAAGUUACCAAAUGAUUUUUAAUACGGUAAAAUGUCAAGAAAACAAUUAUGGAUAAAAGGCAUACUAAAGGCGUCUUCUUUUCGUGUACCGUUUCAAAUGAAAAUGAACAAAGUCGAGUGUUUCAUAUUCAUUUCCGCACAUUUGCAUUUGGAACGGCACAUGAAAGGAACGGCGUCUUAAUUUUACCUUACAGUCAUAAUUAAAAAUUUACUUUACUUUAUUGUCGCAAAAAAAGUUAUUAUGGUGAUGGUUACGAUGGAAGAAAAUAUAAUGCAUGUUUAUAAUAGCGUAUAGCCACAGUGAGACUUUGCAUCUAGAUAGAGCUCGAUACUAAUAUUAUAUAUUCUUCUUUUAUAAAGAAAAUCAAAAAAACUAAACCCAUAUAGAAACUAA